Messenger RNA from Geodia barretti, 468 nucleotides. The record is from the annotation of a GenBank genome assembly. Lineage: Eukaryota; Metazoa; Porifera; Demospongiae; Tetractinellida; Geodiidae.
AUGCUUUUGAUUUACGUAGCGGUUCCGGUGUUGAUACUUGAUUGGGGCACCAAGUGGUUGGUGCAGAAUCAUAUCACUCAGGGAACAGAGGUAAUUCCGGUUAUCUCCGGGUUUUUCAACCUUCGGCACGAUAGGAAUACUGGGGCGGCUUUCGGGGUACUCGCCGGGCAUAGGUUCUUGCUUAUUCUUAUUACCAUUGUCGCUUUGGUUUUCAUUUUUACCUAUUAUCUCCGAUUCAGAGAGAGCCGUUGGAUGCAGGUCUCGUUGGGUUUUUUACUCGGCGGUGCUGUUGGGAAUUUCAUUGACCGACUCUAUUUAGGUGAAGUUAUUGAUUUUCUUCAGUUCGGUAUAGCCAGCGAAGGUCUCUUUUGGCCCACCUUUAACAUUGCUGAUAUUUCUGUCUGUAUCGGCGCAGGUAUGCUGAUUGUUUACCUGUUCCGAAACCGUAAUCAAGACCAGCAGGCUUGA